GGCGACAUGUUCAGUUCUCAAGGUUUCCGUUUUGCUUUCCUGCCAUGGCUCUCCCUGGCGCAUGGCCAACACUGUCGCCGACGGGUGGUUGCUAUUCGCGCAGGCCAAAGGCGGCAUCUGGCAGCAACUUCUUGCCAGUGCCCAAGCGUUUCGCUCAUCUACCACCGCCCACUCGGACUGUACACAUCUGCUCGUGCGGCCCAAUGAUUGUCGGAAUGCUUGUAUUGCGGGCCGCCCGUCGUCCGGCUCGGAGAUUCUGGAGUUCCCGUUGCGUGCGGACAGCUCAAAGGGGACCAAGGCAAAGCGGCUUGCUUGGCCAAACCACCGGCAUGCCUGGUGCAGACGUCGACGGUAGCACCAAUGCAAAGAACGCUCCUGGAUUGAGUUUGGCCAUGUGCAGGAGGGUCAUGAAGGAGUCAACAGGUUCCUUUUGGGAUGAAGAUCUCUCCAAGUGCAACCCUGCAGAAUUUGCUGCGGCAUUACCCCAGCGGCGGCCAAUUCUUUUUGGAGGCCCUACAGAAUGCGGAGGACACAGACAGGGCCACCCACUUUUGCGCUCUCCUGGACCUGUCAACGCAUCCUAUCGAACAGAUCCGGCCGCAGCAGAGUGUGUGGCGGCGGCGUCUUCAAGGUCCUGCCAUUUUGUUCUAUGAUAACGGCGGCUUUCGCGAUAAAGAUUGGAAGAGUUUGCAGCAGAUCUACAACAGCUCAAAGAAACACAGCCCCAGUGAGGUGGGCAAGUACGGCAUGGGAUCCAGGAGUUUCUUCCACAUUGGUGACAUCCUCCAGAUUGUUUCGGGCAGCAAGUAUGCCAUUCUGGAUCCAGACGAGCGGCUCUCCGAAAACGGUGAGUAUGGAGAAAAGUUGGACUUUCUCGCGGACACUUUCGACGGUCAGCGUUUUGUGGACGCCUUCCCAGACGAGUGCUCUCCCUUCCAUGGCCUCGGCCACACCAUGCAAGAAGCCUUGAAUGGCACGAUCAUCCGCGUGCCACUGAGGGCGCAGCAGUGGGCGGCCGAGUCAAGUUUCAUGCCUGAAGCCUUCACGCUGGAAAGAGCGUCGCAUAUUUUUGAGGACUUUGCGAAGGCCUUCAGCGGUCCCAUGGCCCUGUUCCUCUGCCGCGUCUCGCGGCUGGAGCUCUUCGUCCGCAAGGAGAAACUCCUCCGCGUGGCCAGCCUGGAGCUGCGGCCGGAGCCGGCGCUGCCCGGGAAGGAGUUGGUGAAGGUGAAGGAGUUUCUGAAGAAGUUCGAGACCGUAGAGCAGCUCCAGGAACAGCUACGGCAGGGAACACCUACGCCUGAAGUGUUGGACAUAGUGCGGAUGGAGAAGAUCACCAGCCCCACGGACGACAAGGGCCAAGACUUCGAGGAGGAGGUCAAGGAGGCCAAGGAGGAGGUCAAGGAGGCCAAGGAGGAGGUGGAGAAGGCGGAGAGGAAGGUGGAGAGGGCGAAGAAGGAGGUGGAGAGGGCGAAGAAGGAGGUCAAGGAGGCGAAGGCAAGCGGCCGGACGAAGGAGUCCGAGGUAGGAGGCAGCUCUUCGCGCUGGCUGCGCUUCGGGCGCUUCUUCAGCCUCGAGGAGGUGUCGUCUCCGCCGGAGGAGGUGCCCUUCGUAUGCCUGGCGCUUCCGCUGGACGGGCCCUGCGAGGGCUUGGCCUUUGCGCACCUGCCGCUCUCCAUAAAGACAGGACUGCCCGUGCACGUACACGCGGGCUUUGCUUUGGAAGACAACCGCCGCGGCAUGUGGAGGCAUGCGGAGGACACAGAUGGCAGUCACCGUUCCUGGGCGGACUGGAACGAGCACAUCAUUGGCAAGGUGGUGCCGGAAGUGUACGCCGAUGCCUUGACGUACCUGGCGCAACAUGAAGUGAUGGCUGACGCCGAUGUCUUUGGCCUGUGGCCUCGGUUGGAAGCUGAGAAGGACGGCUUUCAGGUUGUGAACAAGCAGCUGGUGGCUUUGCUUGCAAACCGCCUGGUGCUGCGCAGCGCGGGCUGUUCCAAAAUGCCUGUGGCGCCGCAGGAGGCGUGCUUUCUGGAGACGCACACAACUCACUUGGAGCAGCUGAGGGCUGAUCUGCAGAACCUCUGCGAGAAAGCUGGCAGGAAGGUGGUAAAUCCACCGCAACAUGUGGUCGAGCUGCUGGUCCACUACAAGGCCAUCGAGAAGUUUGAUUGCCUCGAUGCGGUGCGAGACAUACUCAGGCUCGGCUCAGAGGAAAUGCCGCAGGAGCUACUGUCACAGAUCCUGCUGGCCUUGCUCCACUGGGCUGGCAAGAGCUUCAAUUCCACUCAGCUUGAGGUGCUGGCGGAGUUGUUGCGGAAGGUGGAGUGGGUGCCCACCCCAUCCGGGCAUGUGACCAUCGACCAGGCGUUUGAUCCGGUGGCCCCGUUGCCGGACUUGCAUGUGGUGCAGCAAGG
This is a messenger RNA of Effrenium voratum, 2414 nucleotides long. The record is from the annotation of a GenBank genome assembly. Lineage: Eukaryota; Dinophyceae; Suessiales; Symbiodiniaceae.